CAACAUAGGUGUAUGUUGACGUUCGACCUUCCCGUCAUCCACUUGCAUACUUGCACAACGUGAAACAUGGCUGAUCAAGGCAGUAAAGGGGGCUCGGACGCUGAAUUUGCCAAGAGAAUUGACCCAGCAAAGGAGAGUUUGACGCGUGAGCAGUUGCAGUUUAUCCAGCAAGUGGAAAUCGAACAGUGGAAGAAGAGAUCACAGAAGCUACGGGGUCGAAAUAUGGCCACGGGCCUUGCAAUUGCCGCUAUGGUGACGGGCAUCUAUGCCUACACGAUCUACGCGGUGAAACAGGAGAAGAUCAUGGACGAAAUUGAUGAGGAGGCCAAAUUUAUCAGAUCGCAAGGAGCAAAAACGGGUGCCAAUUGAGAAAGGAUAUGUGUACCAACGGGCUUCGUCUGGCGUGUCCUUAAGCUUGGACACUUGUUUGCACUGACUUUUUGGACUGAAGGGGACGAACAUGUUUUUUUACCCUCUGCUGACAGUUUGUUCUACCAAAUUGACACUAGGGGGCGCAAGAAGUCAACAUUUUGCAAGUCUGUCAGCCUUCUUAUUUCUGCAGUCUUUGACUGUUUCGAGGACUGCUAACAUGUCUGAUCCGGGAGGGGGUAAUGUCUUUAUGUCUGUGUACAUAAUAGAAACUGUGUUCAUGUGUUUUAUUUACUUUCAUUGCUCACACUACCAUCAAGUGCUUGUUUAAUGACAGGCAAUGGAACAUACUAAAGUGGAAAUUAAGUCACAUCCUCAGCAGGAUGUUAAUGAAAAUAUCAUACAACACUGACUGUGGUAAUUGUAAUUAAAUGGUAGGAUAAUAUUGUAAGACUGGCAAACCUGAUUUUUCAAGAAUAAAUUAUACAGUGUCA
This is a messenger RNA of Alosa sapidissima (American shad), 863 nucleotides long. RefSeq names its product cytochrome c oxidase assembly factor 3 homolog, mitochondrial. The coding region runs from base 67 to 369 and encodes 100 amino acids. Lineage: Eukaryota; Metazoa; Chordata; Actinopteri; Clupeiformes; Clupeidae. The record is from RefSeq and is a predicted model, not a curated record. The transcript has 2 exons. Gene Ontology annotation, cellular component: mitochondrial inner membrane. Gene Ontology annotation, biological process: mitochondrial respiratory chain complex IV assembly.